Molecule: messenger RNA, 930 nt
Organism: Helianthus annuus (common sunflower)
Lineage: Eukaryota; Viridiplantae; Streptophyta; Magnoliopsida; Asterales; Asteraceae
Product: outer envelope pore protein 21A, chloroplastic
Exons: 5
Coding region: 75-662 (195 amino acids)
Biological process (GO): regulation of monoatomic anion transport
Molecular function (GO): voltage-gated monoatomic anion channel activity
Source: RefSeq, a predicted model, not a curated record
AAAUUGUUGGUAUUUCUUGUGUUAGGGUUUUAUUAUCUACUGAACUCCGUUGGGUAGAAGAAAGAAGAGAAGAAAUGGAGACUUCGCUGAGAUACGGCGGAGAUUCGAGCGCCCUGAAAAUCAACAAGACGCCGACGAGCAACAACAAGAAGGGUCCUCAGACGGUGAGGUACGCCAGCGAUGCUUCCGGCUCCGCCCUCAAAAUCUAUGCUAAGCAGAAGUUCCAUAUCGAUUCCAACACUCGUCUUCAGCUUAAUGGAGAACUCGAUACAAGGAUUGGAGCUCCAACUUUUUUCAGUGCACUUCUGAGAUACUUUCCUCCGGAACUUUCGGCAAAGAUUGGAGCCGGAUUACAAUAUACUAAGCGUGAGAAACUUCAUUAUACCAUGCAUGGGAAAAAAUCAUUUCCACUGAUUCCUGAUCAAUUUGUCAAUUUUGUUAUUAAGGGUCGUUGCGAUCUCGACAAAGAAUUUAAACAGCCAACACCAAGUGGAGCAGCUGAACUGGUUUGGAACAUUGUUGAUUUUCAGAAAGAUCAAGAGUUAAGGCUUAAAGUGGGCUACGAAAUCUUUGACAAGAUUCCGUAUGUACAAGUGAGGGAAAACAACUGGACAUUCACUGCUGAUGCUAAUGGCAAAUGGAAUGUGAAAUAUAAUCUAUGAUUCAAAAAUCUUGUUAUCUGUAUUUUUACCUUGUAUUAAGAAAUCAAGAGCAUCAGUUAAUUUGUGUAGGUUUGUAGAUGCCGCUACUGAAAAAAAUGACGGAAUUUAGGUUUUUAAAGAUAUAAUGCUGUUACAUUUUCUUACUCAUCGUCGCGUUUAUCCGUUCAAACAGUACCUUGUCCCAGGGUUUUAUUUGAUCGGUUUGCGGGUUGAGAUUGUUUCAUGUAAACCGAACUGAUUUUAACUUCUACAAACCCGAUUUCAAAAC